AUGAAGGAAAAACGAAGAGUUCACCAGAAAUAUCUGUUGAAUAAUAAUGGUAAUGAAGCUGACAUAACCGCUGGUAAAUCACAACAAAGUGACGUUCCUGCAGCAGUUAUGGAUAACGAGAAGAAUGCAGAAUGGAAUGACGAUAAAAUGGUA
This is a messenger RNA of Anisakis simplex (herring worm), 153 nucleotides long. The record is from the annotation of a GenBank genome assembly. NCBI's taxonomy places the organism in Eukaryota, Metazoa, Nematoda, Chromadorea, Rhabditida, Anisakidae.